AUGUUUGGAUUGAAUCCGAUGACGGAGGCGGGUGCAUUCGCGUGCACACACGACUGGAUGCGGAGGCAAGGACGCAGGGUGGCUUACCCGGGGCAGAGGCGAGGCGCGAGUCUGUCCCCCGAAUGUCGAGGUCGAGCCCCAGAGCCUUCCCUGCGGUGGGCGGGAGACUGCACGCGUGGCUGGGGGGAUUCCGAGGUCGCCCGAUCUCAGCCUGCGAUCACCCUACGACCCGAGAGACGAUCCGCUGUCGUUGCAGGUCUCCCGGUGAGCAUUGAAGACACCCGCAGCGGGAAGAAGGUGUCCGAUUCACCAUACCACAUUUUCCUGUUCGCCAACGAGAUCGGGAGCCGACACGGGGUCGGACGGAUCGACAUCGUCGAAAAUCGCUUCAUCGGCAUCAAGUCCCGCGGAGUGUACGAGACCCCCGGAGCGACGAUCCUCCACGCGGCCCACCUGGACCUGGAGACGUUCGUGUUGGACAGGGAAGUCCUCCGGCUCAAGAUGCACCUCAGCGGGCGGAUGGCCGACUUCGUCUACAACGGAUUUUGGUUCAGCCCCGAAAUGGAGUUCACGCGAAGGUGCAUUUCCAUAUCUCAGGAGCGGGUCACCGGGAGCGUCGACCUCAAGGUCUACAAGGGCAACGUGUACGUGUUGGGGCGAGCCUCGUCGCUGAGUUCCUACAACCAGGCGCUGGCGUCGAUGGACGAGCACGGGCCCAACAGGCCCGAGAACGCCGAGGGAUUCAUUCACAUACACAGCCUCCGGCUCAAGGAGUGGAGCGCCAAGAAGUCGCAGUAAAUAGCGGGUGCAUCCUCGCUGCUUUCCGUAGUCUCGGUCGCGCAUGAUGCUUUGUGCGGAUGACUUUCUAGUCGCUUUUUUUUUCUACACUUUUUUUGGAUGUCUUCUCGUCCGUGUGACACCCUCCUCUCCAAUAAAGAAAAGUGGCGAUUUCAAAAUACA
Darwinula stevensoni is the source of this 960-nucleotide messenger RNA. The record is from the annotation of a GenBank genome assembly. Lineage: Eukaryota; Metazoa; Arthropoda; Ostracoda; Podocopida; Darwinulidae.